AUGCGCGUGGUGAUCUCCAAAAACGGACUCUCGGCGGUCGAGCAGGCGUGCUUUUUGAUCGGGGCGGCAACUGCGAAAAAGAAUUUUUGCCGGGUGGCACCACAGGUCCUCGGCAACAAACUCUGCCCCUCCUGCCGCGCAUUUGGGUUGACCAACGCCGACAUCAUCCACGACGCGCAGUGCGCCGCGCAGGCACUCAAGGCCAGGCGCGCCGUAGCGGCGAACGUCGCGAAGAAGAAGACCUUCCAGAGCGUCAUCGUCGACAACAAGGUCGAGGUCGCGCGCGCAGCGGGCAAGGUCAAGGCGAUGGCGGCGCGCGACGGGCUUGGCUACUGCCCAAACUUCAACCAGACCGCCCUCCCGUGCAAGACCAGCGCUCGCUGCCGCUACGCGCCGUGCGUCAACUUCGAGGCGCUCCUCCACACCGCCUUCAAGGACACCGUCUACAAGCGCAUGCCGAGCGCAGUUAGGCUCGGCACGAGCCGCGGGCGGCGCGGCGGCCGCGGCCGUGGCGGCGGCGGCGGCGAGGUCAAGAGCAACAAGAAGGACUGGGCGAGCGUCGCUCGCGGAGCCGCCCGCUCCCCCUACGACGGCGGCCCACGCCUCGAGUCCAACGAGCCCUCGCUCUACGAGGGGAGCGACGAGGAGAGCUCUAGGAACGGCCAUCGAGCCCUUCCCGCAGCGCAACCCUAG
Messenger RNA from Emiliania huxleyi CCMP1516, 693 nucleotides. RefSeq lists its product as hypothetical. The coding region runs from base 1 to 693 and encodes 230 amino acids. The record is from RefSeq and is a predicted model, not a curated record. The transcript has a single exon. Lineage: Eukaryota; Haptophyta; Isochrysidales; Noelaerhabdaceae.